Papilio machaon (common yellow swallowtail) is the source of this 1024-nucleotide messenger RNA. Its product is annotated as ras-related and estrogen-regulated growth inhibitor-like protein. The transcript has 6 exons. Gene Ontology annotation, molecular function: GTP binding; GTPase activity. The record is from RefSeq and is a predicted model, not a curated record. Lineage: Eukaryota; Metazoa; Arthropoda; Insecta; Lepidoptera; Papilionidae. Bases 238 to 873 code for a protein of 211 amino acids.
GAUGCGAGAUGCGAGACUCACAGUCAGUCGCACGGGGGACGUCGCGGCGAUCGGACGAGCCCACAUGCCACGCGCUUUCACAACCACCGUAUUCACGAUAUCAUUUACGAUAAUCCGCGUAUAAAAAUUGUGUACCGUGAAUAUUAAAGUGUUAAUUCGGACCGAUGUGAUUGGAUGCUAGAAAUAUGAUCGGUUAAUCCAGAUUUUUAUUUACACGUGAAAAACUAAACUUUCCAAAUGAAGAUGACUGUAAAUCGUAUAAGGGUAGUGGUGCUCGGAAGCCCGCGGAGCGGGAAAUCGGCGGUGGUUGUGCGUUAUCUAACAAAACGGUACAUCGGCGAGUACAGUUCGACAGGGGAUUUCCUCUAUCAACAUAGAGUAGCAUUCGAUGGAGCGGUUUCAGAAGUAGAAAUACUGGACACCUCAAAUUGCGCGAUCCGUGGUUGCAUCGGCGAGCACGUACGGUGGGGUGAUGCGUUCGCGGUGGUGUACUCCGUGUGCGACCGGCGAUCGUUCGUGGCGGCUGCCGAGCUGCUCUCAUUGCUAGUGCGAAGUCGACUGCCAAGCUGCGCAGCCAUCACCCUCCUUGGAAAUAAACGAGACCUCGAACACGCCAGGGAGGUCCACGCGGAGGAGGGUCAAGAGCUAUCGCUGCGGUUCGGUUGCCAGUUCUACGAGGUGUCUGCGGCGGAGUCGUGCGCGGGAGCGGCGCUCGCCUUCCAUGCGCUGCUGCGGGAGGCCCGCGCGCUCGCGUUGUUACUACCCACGCCGCGCCGCAAACUCGCCGCUUACUCCGUCUCUAAGGUCAUCGGCACGAUAUUCGGCAAAAACAGCAAGAGCGUCCGAAAGAAACGACCAUCGUUAAGUAUUUAAGAAUAUUUUAUUUAAUUUUAUUGUUAAAACAAUGGACUGCUUAAUUCUUAUAUUAGAAUAGUUGAGUAAGUUGAAAACAUUACUUGAAAUUAAAUGUGGAGUUAAAUUCUUAAUUCAAAUUGUUGGUGAUUCGUUUGUAAAAUUUUAAUAU